UUUAUCCUUUCCAACUUCGCGGCCACGGAAAUCCCUCCUUCGAAGAGGACGGAGUGUCAUUGAUAGCAAAAAUCCUAUCGAUCCCACAAAACGUGCUUCCGCCCCUCCAAUGAAUAACAAUCAAUCCCUCAAUCCAGCUGCAAUGAUUGGACUUUCGGAAGCGUCUACAGGCGACAUCUUUGAAUGGUACCCGCGCUAUCAAAGUUGCCAGCGAUAUUUCUUGGAUGAUGCGCAACAUAGUGUCCCCGUACAAGCGCUUUCCGCUUUCUUGAACAUUCGUCUUCCGUUCCAAUGGGAAUCCAACCCGGUUGCAAGCUCGAGCUUGUCCACCAACCAGUCUUCAACCGGCGCCAACCAAACCUCAUCAGUAUCAUCUGGACCAGCGACAAUACCCCCCUCUGUCUCGCUGAUCCCGUACAUUCGUCGCUUAGUGGCUACUGGCAUGGAUUUUCCAGGGGUGCUCCAGGGAUUCUUUGGAGACGACUGGGCUGCUGGCAUCGGUCCUCUGCACGAACAGGAGAGACGCAAUUACCUUUUUGCAGCCAAGAGCGGGGGAUGGGCCGCUGUUAAAAAGGAAUACGACAUUGCUCCGCUAGAAACCAUUCCGUUUUUACGCCCAUUGCAGGGGCCGCUAGACUCAGAGAUCGAGGCUGCAGAGCGAAGUUGGAGUGAAUGGCUGGCCAUGGAAGACUGGAUGGUCGGGCCCCGAGCGCCCGAUGUCCUUCGCGACUCGUCUUCCAACAAGUCACGAGCACAGAGCUCACGUGGCUGAGGCUUGCAGCCUCUUGAUUCAGAUUAUUCUCCCUUUCCUUUUCGCUCGCUGCUCGAUUACUUUGCAUUGAUUCCCAGGUUUAACGUCCACAAGUUGAGCAAUAUCAUACGGCUAUGGGCCAUGGUACGGAGUUUGGGGAGCCCAAGUUGGACGCAUUUCGACUCUAAUAUUUCCUUUCUUCUUCACAAGCUUGCCAUGAGAUGACGACCAUAUGAGUUCUUGAGCGUGCUAGGUUGUCGCGAGCCCACAUUAACUUAUAGUUUUAGAUACAAUUAUUGACCACGAAGCGCACUCCUUUUUUGCAAGGGGUAAACUUGGAAAUACGGGAUAUGCGACUGAGAACAAUUAGCGAACAGCAUCGACAAAUGAACUACAAAAUAUGCCUUCAAAUAUAGUAAUACUUUGGU
Aspergillus saccharolyticus JOP 1030-1 is the source of this 1179-nucleotide messenger RNA. RefSeq lists its product as uncharacterized. The record is from RefSeq and is a predicted model, not a curated record. The transcript is spliced from 2 exons. The coding region runs from base 143 to 772 and encodes 209 amino acids. NCBI's taxonomy places the organism in Eukaryota, Fungi, Ascomycota, Eurotiomycetes, Eurotiales, Aspergillaceae.